CCCGGCCCGGCUUGGAUCCGGAGGGGAAAACCGCAGGCCCCGAAGGCGCGAACGCCUGCGGCAGCCCGAGCAAAAUGCUUGUGCUGGAUGUUUGUCAAGGAUCACCUCUGGUAACCUCAUACAACCCUCCGAGGUUCAAGGCAGGGCCCCAGGUUCCAUGUGACGAUGAAGCUCUAACAUCCCUGCAGACCCAGUUCCAAGGCUCCAGCCAUCUUGUUGCUCACUGAGCACAGCAGCCCAAUGGCCAUCCCCAAGAGUCCCCAGAGCCCAGUGCCUUGGGACCAUACCAGCUUCCUUCGAGUGAAGGUGGAGGAGGAGGAAGUGGCUGGCCUCUUCCAGGGCCAAGAAUCCAGCCUCAGCCACACUGCCCAUCCUGAGGCUGCACGCCUGCGCUUCCGGCACUUCCGCUAUGAGGAGGUGUCCGGCCCACAUGAGGCCCUGGCCCAGCUUCGAGAACUGUGCCGCCAGUGGCUGCACCCCGAGGCACACUCCAAGGAGCAGAUGCUGGAGCUGCUGGUUCUGGAGCAGUUCCUGGGCACACUGCCCCCCGAGAUCCAGGCCUGGGUGGGGGCCCAGUGCCCCAAGAGUGGAGAGGAGGCUGCUGUGCUGGUGGAGGAUCUGACUCAGGUGCUGGACAAGAGAGGAUGGAAGCCAGGAGCCAAGCCCGCAGAGGCAGUCUGCAAGCAGAGCCAUUCCGAAGAGUCAAAGCCGCCAAACGUAGCUGCAGAAACCCACAUGGGAGGUGUUUCCGCCUUUAUCAAUGCCUGUGAACCCAAGGGCAGCUCAGAGAGGCCAGCAGGACUCUCAGGGGAAAGCUGGACAAAGGCUGUCACCCAAGACCUGGAUUUCAGGAAAACUUCAGGGCCUCACAAGGACGCCCCCACAGACCAGCCUGGCCAUGAAUCUGGUGCCUGGGAAGACAGUUCCAACAUGUGGCCAAACUUCACCUCCCAAGAGAAAGCUGCUUCAGAAGAGAAAUUUGAUGUAUUGGAUGGAUAUGGGACAGAGUCUCCAUACACAUUGUCAGAGACGAAGUUCUCCAAGUGUGGCGAACGUAGGAAAACAUUCCAGAGCGCCGCAGCCCUUGAGGCACACCAGAAGAACCGCUCUCGGAAGACGCCUUAUGCCUGCAGCGAGUGUGGGAAAGCCUUUGGCCGGAGCACUCACCUAGCCCAGCACCAGGUUGUCCACACAGGGGUGAAGCCCCAUGAGUGUAAGGAAUGUGGAAAGGCCUUCAGCCGAGUCACCCACCUGACUCAGCACCAGAGGAUUCAUACCGGAGAGAAACCCUAUAAAUGUGGGGAAUGUGGCAAAACCUUCAGCCGCAGCACCCACCUCACCCAGCACCAGCGGGUGCACACAGGGGAGCGGCCCUACGAAUGUGACGAGUGUGGGAAGGCCUUCAGCCAGAGCACCCACCUGACUCAGCACCAGCGCAUCCACACUGGGGAGAAGCCCUACAAGUGUGAGUCAUGUGGGAGAGCCUUCAGUGACUGCUCAGCUCUGACUCGACACCUGAGAACCCACUCUGGCGAGAAGCCGUAUCAGUGUAAGGUUUGUCCAAAGGCCUUUGCGCAGAGCUCCUCCCUCAUCGAGCACCAGAGGAUCCACACAGGAGAGAAGCCCUACAGGUGCCGCGACUGCGGGAAGGCCUUCAGCCGCAGCUCAGCCCUCACGGUUCACCUGAGGAUCCACAUCACGCUAGUGCAGUGAUGGGAAGUAGUUCCUCACCUCUGGGGAACGACUCUGCAUUUGAGGGCUCAGACAGAGGCCCCUGAUGAACACAUAGUGAUUCAGGCCAGCUGGAGAAGCUUCUGGAAGAUUCUUGCUGCCCUCCAUAUCUCACUCAGGCCUGUCCCAGAGAGAGAACAGCUGAGCUGAGGAUUUGGAUUAGUUCUCAGGGAAGGCAAGUGUCUGUCACAACCCAGUCCCAAGAUGCUCUGGGCAGGGAGACUCCAGCUCCUUUUUCUCACAUGGCUGCUCUUCUCACCUGUUCCUCUGCUGUUUAACCCAGAAGGGACGCCUGCCAUGCCCACCUCUGUGCCUUCACACCUACUAUUUCCACUCCACCCUAUUUUGUGCCCAACUCCAAGGUUGACUUUUGAGGCUGCCUCUCCCGUGAAGUUUUCUUCAGACUCUCCGUCUCUGUCAUGUUCUCUCUGUCCUAAUCAAUGGUGCUGCUUGACACUUGUCCAACAUCUGUUUCUCCCUCCACUCUCCUUCCACAUCCCACCAGUCACCAGCCCUGUUGGUUUUACCUAAAGCUCAUCUCUAACCCAUCUUCUCCUUCUCCACCACCAUUACCUCAUGUGAGCCCUCGUUGCCUCUUGCCUGGAUUACAACAGGGGGCUCCUUCCUAAACCCUUCCUGCCUUCAUUCUCUUGCCCUGUUUUAUUCUCCAGGGGGCUCUUUUCAUUACCCAGAUCUGAUUGUGUCACUCCAUGGUGGAAAGCUCUCCAGUACAUCACCUAUAGCAAAGCUUCCUGAAUGGGUUACAAGUCUGCCAAGAUGUAGGUCCCUUUAGGCACCGAGUAACCCUCCAGUUAUCCUCACAUGUGCAUAUGAAUAUGUCUUUUUUCUGUGCGUGCAGUGAUGUGAACAUGGUUUCAAAGUACUGCCCUGUGGGAUAAACCGAACUCCUUCACCUGCCAUUCAUGAUCAUUUGUGACCUGCAUGCUCUAGCCUUAUCUCCCACCGCGGCCCCACCUUCUGAAUGCCAGCCAUACGGAACUGUGUACGUGUGGUUCCUGAAGAAGUCAUACUUUUCCCUAUCUAUGUGCCUUUGUACAUGUGCCUGGAACCCUCCUCUCCUCUUUCCCUAUGACAUUUCAAAUGUCCCUUCCCAAGGAAGCUUCCUCCACUUCCCCAAGCAGGCGUCAACUUGCCCUCUCUGCUUCCAUAGCACCUCGUACUUACCUCUCUUACACCUCCUACCUGUUGUUUUACUCAUUUACUCCAUGCAGAGCUCAUAGUCUGUAUUUCCCAAGGAUACUGUGAGUGCCUGAGAGCAAGGGCUGUGUGUUACUCUCAGUAUGCACACACACAAGACGCAAUAGGCCCUGAGUGAUGUGUCUUGGACACGUGACUGGUGCCUUCCCUGAGGCAGUCACCAUGCUCUGCCUCACAUCAUUCUUACAUAUGUUUACAAGGAUGUCUCCCCACCAGCUACGGACUGUGCAGGGCAAGAACAAUCUGAUUUUCCUAGGGCCUCAGCGUCCAGACAA
Cynocephalus volans (Philippine flying lemur) is the source of this 3224-nucleotide messenger RNA. It is a transcript of the gene ZSCAN22, whose product is annotated as zinc finger and SCAN domain containing 22. Gene Ontology annotation, biological process: regulation of gene expression. The transcript is spliced from 4 exons. Gene Ontology annotation, cellular component: nucleus. NCBI's taxonomy places the organism in Eukaryota, Metazoa, Chordata, Mammalia, Dermoptera, Cynocephalidae. The record is from RefSeq and is a predicted model, not a curated record. Bases 241 to 1713 code for a protein of 490 amino acids.